Messenger RNA from Tachysurus fulvidraco (yellow catfish), 3780 nucleotides. RefSeq names its product v-rel avian reticuloendotheliosis viral oncogene homolog A (gene rela). Lineage: Eukaryota; Metazoa; Chordata; Actinopteri; Siluriformes; Bagridae. Gene Ontology annotation, biological process: innate immune response; regulation of transcription by RNA polymerase II; response to cytokine. Bases 168 to 1961 code for a protein of 597 amino acids. The transcript is spliced from 11 exons. The record is from RefSeq and is a predicted model, not a curated record. Gene Ontology annotation, cellular component: cytoplasm. Gene Ontology annotation, molecular function: RNA polymerase II cis-regulatory region sequence-specific DNA binding; DNA-binding transcription factor activity, RNA polymerase II-specific.
ACGUCACUUCCGCUUUGCAAGAGAGGGCGGCCCUGAAACUUACUUUCGUCUCGGUGAAGCGAGGAAGAACAAACCUGCCAAAAAUACUUUACAAAAGUGGUGCAAACCUACUGAACACUGCGCGUCUGUGGAUUUUACACGUUUUUUGAGCGUGAGUCGGAGGCGAAAUGGCUGAAAUGUUCAGCUGGGUACAGCCCAAUGUGCCGCAAGGCACACCAUAUAUCGAGAUCAUCGAGCAGCCCAAGGCAAGAGGGAUGCGCUUUCGUUACAAAUGCGAGGGAAGGUCGGCCGGCAGCAUUCCCGGAGAAAAGAGCAACGAUUCCACCAAAACACACCCAGCCAUCAAGGUGCAUAACUACAGCGGGCCAAUCAGAGUGAGGAUCUCCUUGGUUACCAAGAACCAGCCAUACAAGCCACACCCACAUGAGCUGGUGGGAAAAGACUGCAAACAUGGCUACUACGAAGCGGACCUGCCCGAGAGACGUGUUCACAGUUUCCAGAAUCUCGGUAUUCAGUGUGUGAAGAAGAAGGAUGUGCCUGAAGCCAUUUCCUGUCGCCUGCAUACACAGAACAACCCUUUUAACAUUCCCGAAGCCAAAGUGUGGGAGGAAGAGUUCGACCUGAACGCCGUCCGCCUCUGUUUCCAGGCAACCAUCACUCUGGCAACCGGCGAGCUGUAUCCUCUGGCGCCCGUCAUCUCUCAGCCCAUCUACGACAACAGAGCUCCGAACACAGCCGAGCUAAAGAUCUGUCGCGUGAACAGGAACUCGGGCAGCUGCCGGGGCGGAGACGAAAUCUUCCUACUGUGUGACAAAGUGCAAAAAGAGGACAUCGAGGUGCGCUUCUUCCGAGACUCGUGGGAAAGUAAAGGCUCGUUCUCUCAGGCCGACGUCCACAGGCAGGUCGCCAUCGUGUUCCGCACACCGCCCUACUGCGAUACAAACCUGAGUGAGCCCGUGAGAGUGAAGAUGCAGCUCCGCAGGCCAUCAGACCGCGAGGUCAGCGAGCCCAUGGACUUCCAGUACCUCCCUGCCGACCCAGAUGAGUACAGACUGAUGGAGAAGAGGAAGCGGACUGAGGGAAUGCUCCAAAACCUCAAACUGGGCAACGUAGUGUCAGAUACCGUCUCUCAGAGGACUUUCAAUACUGCCAGAAGAACACUUACAGCUUCAAAGCCCUCGGGCGCUGUCAGCGCUCCACCAGUGGUGAAUCCUGUGACAUGCAUCAACGUUACGAAGCCUGCGCCAAUGUUCAACACUCCUCCACCAGGCCUUCUGUUCACUCAGCCCAAAACCGAGCUGAUGCCAUCGAACGGAGACCAAUGGAAGUUUUUCAGCAAUAUCCCCGUGCAGCCUUCUGCUGCUCCAGAUCCAUCCACAGAACUCCGCACCGUCAAUCUCUCCGACCUGCACGACUUCCCCUAUAGUAAUUUCACUUCCUCCGCUCCGGAUCAGUCCGACACAAGCAGGAGAGGGGAAGGAACCGGGGCUAACGGGGCCAGGACUACGGCGGCCCAAGAGGUCCAAACCACGUUCACGUCUUUUGACAACGAUAUUCUGAAUUUCCCUAGCUUUUCUGAAGCUCAGAAUUCAGACGUGGAGAACAUAAACACUGCAGAGUUUCAGGCGCUGUUUAACCAAAGCGGACUUCCCGGAGAGGGCCCUUCGAAUGCUUCUGCGUGUCAAGCUAACGUGGCAGGAAACACAACCGCCGAUAGCGCAUCGUGUUCUGGCGGUGCAGAGCAGGCUUCGAGAAACUUAGACAACGAACACUGGAUGAGUUUCCCAUCAAGCAUCAUCAACUAUCUGCAGAAUGAGCCGAUGGUACAAUCCGCUACACCCGUGGCACCCAUUCAGCAAAUCCUUGACGAUACAGACAUAAUGACCUCCCUGGACGAAGAUCGGCUCCUGUCCAUCAUUAACAACACCAACCAAAACUUCCUGUCCGGGCAUCCCACUUAGAUCUCACAUUAGAGUUGGACUUGCACCAUCCUCAUAUCGAGACUGGAAGGGCAGCAACUCAAGAAGAAACAAAGAAAGAAAGGGACGGAGGACAAAACGGAGGGCAGAUUUUCACAGUGCUCACUGAGGGCCUUAGGACAUCAGCAUACAAAUUCAUGAUCUAAUAUGUCAUAUUUCUUCUUUCAAUCUAAGACGGUUUUCACAAAUAACUAACAGCAUUUUAUUUUAUUUACCCCGCCGUUUGCAAAGGACACUUCCUUCCUGUCCCACAGUCACUGAUACCUCUCUCUUACAAAAGCUUGGAUUUUGUAAAGAGCCUCGGCUCAGAGAAAGAGAGAGAGAGAAAAAGACACAGGGUGUCAAGAAUCCGCCACACCCACUUUCAAAACAAACCAUGAUUACAAUUGUACUAUUGAAGGUCCACGGAGUCCAAGUAUUUCAGUUACACGAUAGAAAAUAUCGAAGAAAUUCCGACACCAUCACGACGGAGAAGAAUCCCUCAAAGUGACUCUGACCUUAUUUCCUUUACGUAUAUUAUGCAAAGCCACGUGACCGAUCACGUGAUCAGUCUUUAAGAGACAAUAAUAUGGUGAAUGUAUAUCAUUUGGCCGGGAUUUUGGGGUUCGGUUCUCAUUUUAAUGCACAAUUCAGAUUUGUUCACCUGCUCAGUUGGACGCUUAUCUUUUUAAUUAUGAUCAUUUUUUAUUAAAAAACAAACAAACAAUUGGUUAUAUUAAUUUUUAAUUAAUUUUUGUUUACAUGGAAGACUAAUCUGUUAACUAUAAUAAAAUAUCACCAUGUUUAUGAGAGAGAGAAUUUCAGCAGUACAAAUUAUGGCAGUUAUAAUGCUUGUACAGCACAAGGCAAAAUUAUUGGCACCCCAGGCUUCCAUAAUAGUCAUCUAAUGUAACCUUUAUACGAGAGAUCGUGAUUUGUGAUCUGACACGUAUUUUAUUCUGCUUUCUCCUGCAUUUAGACUAAACGGUGUACAUUUGUAAAGACUAAGAAGUUACCUAGUUUAGUUUGUUAUUAUGUAACUGUUUUUUUUUUAACAUAUUCUCGACUAGCAGUUUUGUGUUUUUUUAAUUUAUUUAUUUUUUCAGCACACCCUUUAAUGAGAGUUAAAAGCCCUAAUGAUGUGUAAGCGGAUUCACCUCGUACGAUAUUAACCAACGGAGUCAGUUAGGUAUCGUGAUAGAAGACUAGGCUGGGUGCCAAUAUUUUUGGCCCAAACAUUAAGUGCAUAGUGGAAUGUGUGUAAAUAUGGUGUGAACGAAUAGGGUGUAAGAGAGAGCGAUAUAGCAAAAGUAUUUUACAAAAUGUAUCACAGAUUGGGUUGCGUGCAAAAGUUUUGACACCCUGUACUCAACGACACGGGGGUGAGAACGAAGCAGAAGUUUCGGUAACCACACUGAGGUUGUAUUUAGCACAGUGCAUUUUUUUUAAAUGUACAAGACGUGUUAAUCUGUCUGGAACAAAGGUUUUGUACAUACAAAACGGCGCAGAUUUCCCGAAGCGAAAAUGCCACAGAAAUGCAGAAACUGGUAUAAAUCUUGGCUAAAUCUCAUCACAACACUUUUCAGCCACUGAAUACUCUCUUUCAUUGUUGUAUUGGUCUCGAGUUGAGGAGAACGUGAGUGGAUCGUUUUCAUUCAGACCGUCAUGUUUUAUCACUUAUACUCUAAUUUUUUUUUAUACAAACUAGCUGAUCUGUAGGCAUGAUAUUACGUGUAAAAAAAAAAAAUGAUGUUUGUAGAUUUGAUACUCUUGUCUUAAUCAAAUAGAAAUAAAUAUAUCGUUUAUUCAAUAUAAUAAACCA